This is a messenger RNA of Panthera uncia (snow leopard), 6207 nucleotides long. RefSeq names its product zinc finger protein 790 (gene ZNF790). The transcript has 6 exons. Lineage: Eukaryota; Metazoa; Chordata; Mammalia; Carnivora; Felidae. Gene Ontology annotation, cellular component: nucleus. The record is from RefSeq and is a predicted model, not a curated record. The coding region runs from base 560 to 2290 and encodes 576 amino acids. Gene Ontology annotation, biological process: regulation of transcription by RNA polymerase II. Gene Ontology annotation, molecular function: RNA polymerase II cis-regulatory region sequence-specific DNA binding; DNA-binding transcription factor activity, RNA polymerase II-specific.
CAUUCUGUCACACCAUAUCUAUCAGAUGCCCAGAUAAAGAACUCAACCUGCAAAGAAUUACAUCCUUCCUCUGAGCGCUGAACUACGUUUCCCAGGGGCCAUCGCGUCCAAAGCUACUUCCGGUGAAAGGUCGCGUUGGUUUAUUGUCCAGGUUUCCAGACUGGAGCAUCCAUUUGUGGGGAAGCAGCGUGGAGGCCUGGGUUGAGUCUUGCAUCCUAAACGCGGCCUGGAACUAAUAGAAGCUCCUGGCCACGGAUGUAAACAACUGUGAAGGCGAUGGUUUUUGCCCAGGGAAAGGAUGUGGGUCCGGGGCCAAGGCCUGUGAAUUGAGAUCGUGAGAUCUCUGAAAGGCUGUCCAUGCUCUGACUGCAUUUUCCAAUGUCCAUCAUAGCCGAAGCAGCUUUCUGUCCGCACACUGGCCCUUUCAGGACCAUAGGAAGGCUUGCGCCCGAGUCCCUGCGGAACAUUUUUGAAGGGACCGCAGGGUCAGCUCUGCUUUCUCAAGACUGUGCUUCACCAAGAGAGGAAUCUAGAAGACUGAGUCUUAGAAUUUUAAGUCAUGGCCCAUCAGUUGAUGAUGUUCAGGGAUAUAGCUGUAGACUUCUCUCAAGAGGAGUGGGAGUGCCUGGACUUGGAACAGAGACAUUUGUACAGAGAUGUGAUGUUGGAGAACUACAGCAACAUGAUCUCACUGGGACUUUGCAUUUAUCAGCCAGAUGUGUUCUGUUUACUGGAGAAGGGAAAAGAGCCCUGGAUAUUUUUACAGGAUGAGACAAGAGGACAUUGCCCAGACAUGCCGUUCAGAUGUCAAACCAAGGAGUUAUCACAAAAAAGUGUUACUUUUGAGAGAGAAUUAUCUCAAUUGGAAAUCUGUAAAAAACACAACCUUGAAUAUUCAUGUUUUAGGGCUGAUUGGGAAAGCAAAGGUCAGUUUGAAACACAACAGGAAAAUCAGGAAGAAUGUUUAAAGCAAGUUAUACUCAUCGAUGAAAAAAUGUCCACUUUUAACCAUCACACAGCUCACAGACAUGAUACAGGAAAGAAACUGAAUGAAUUUAAAGAGAGUGCGAAAGCCUUUUGUUCUGGCUCGGACUGUGAUCAACAUCAAUUAAUUCACACUGGUGAGAGAUUUUGUGAAGAUAAAGAAUAUGAGAAGACCUUUCUUUCUGAUUCAGAACUUACUCAAUAUCAGACAGUACACUCUGCCAAGAAAACAUAUGAAUGUAAAGAAUGUGGGAAGGCUUUUAGUUUGCGUUCAAGUCUUACUGGUCACAGGAGGAUUCAUACUGGUGAAAAACCUUUUAAAUGUAAGGAAUGUGGGAAGUCCUUUAGAUUUCACUCACAACUUAGUGUUCAUAAGCGUAUUCAUACUGGUGAGAAAUCUUAUGAAUGUAAACAAUGUGGGAAAGCCUUUAGUUGUGGCUCAGAUCUUACACGACAUCAGAGAAUUCAUACCGGUGAAAAACCUUAUGAAUGUAAUGAAUGUAGAAAGGCCUUUAGUCAGCGAUCACAUCUUACUAAACAUCAGAGAAUUCACACUGGUGAAAAACCUUAUGAAUGUAAGCAGUGUGGAAAAGCGUUUACUCGUGGUUCACACCUAACUCAACAUCAGAGAACUCAUACUAGUGAGAAAUCUCAUGAAUGUAAGGAAUGUGGAAAAGCCUUUAUUCGUGGUUCAAAUCUUGCUCAACAUCAGAAUGUUCAUGUUGGUAGGAAACCCUAUGAAUGUGAGAAAUGUGGAAAAGCCUAUAUCUGGAGUUCGCACCUUGCUAGACAUCAACGAAUUCAUAAUGGUAGGAAACCUUAUGAAUGUAAGCAAUGUGGGAAGACAUUUAUUUGGGCCUCCUAUCUUGCUCAACAUGAGAAAAUUCAUAAUGAGAGGAAACUCUAUGAAUGUAAGGAAUGUAGAAAGACCUUUCGUCAUGGCUCAGAGUUUAAUCGGCAUCAAAAAAUUCAUACUGGUGAAAGAAACUAUGAAUGUAAGCAAUGUGGAAAGACCUUUUUUCGUGGUUCAGAACUUAAUCGACAUCAGAAAAUCCACACUGGAAAGAGACCAUAUGAAUGUGAAGAAUGUGGAAAAGCCUUUCUCUGGGGUUCACAACUUACUCGACAUCAGAGAAUACAUACUGACUUCUGUGUUGAGUUUAGUAUCAGUGUGCAUAUCUGGUGCUCUUGUCUCCUUCAUUGUGAAUUCCUGGAUCUCCUUGAAUGCCUGAGGUACGUGUUUCUUGAACCCCUUUCCAUUGGUAUGUUUGUGAAUUUUGAUAAUGUCUUCUCUAGUCUACCAUAGAGAUAACAAAUUCUUUAGUCAUUCCCUAACCACCUUUCUUUGCAGGAACCAUUCUGCUAGAUUCAUUUUGGGAAAGAAUUUUUUAAUCAUUAGUAUUAGCACAAUUGGAUGAAAUUUAUGAAAAAAAAAAUCAGUUUCCUCUCUGACAGUGUAAAGUAGGAUGAAUUCCCAAUAAAUCCAGAUAUCUAAAUGUAAAAACUAAAAAUAAAACAGAAAGAAACUUUACAAAUACUACAUGGGUGAAUGGGUGAAUUUCUUUAUAACCCUGGAAUGGAGAUAUUAAGAAGUAUGACUCAAAAAUCCAAGUAGAAAUAAAGAAAAAAGUAAAUAAUUUUUAUAGGACUCCAUGUUAAAGAUAAAGGACAAUGAAAAAUUGGAGAUAUUUGCAAGUAUAUCACAGACUAAUAUCCUUAAAGAUUCUAAAAUUUGAGAUGAGAAUGCAAGUUACACUACAUUGAGAUACCACUUCAUCCCUACCAGAUGCACAGAAAUCCUAAAGGGUAUUAAUAUGCUCUAUUGUCAAGACUGAAAAAAUAAGAACUCUGAAAUUGCUGAUGAAAAUGAAGAAAUAUAGUACAGUCCAUAUAGGAGGGAAUUAAGCAAUGUCCAGGUGUAGUCUCAUGCAUUUACCAUAAGACCAGCACCCUUAUUUCUAUCCCAAAGAUACACUCAUAAAAUUACAAAAUAUGGUAUACACUAAGGAAUUUUUUAAAAACAUGAUUUGUAAAUGCAGCAAAUUGGAAACAACCUAGAUGUCCAGCAAUAGACUGGGUGAAUUAACUAUCAUAUGAAUGUACAGUGGAGUAUUGUGCAUCUGUGUUUUUCUAGGGAGUGAUCUUCAGAGUAUCUUAAAUGAAAAAGAGGUAAGUGCAGAAUAUGUUUAUUAUACUAAUAUUUGUGAAAGAAGAGGGGGAUACUAUAUAUACCUGUACUUUAAAAAAAUCUCGGGGUGCCUGGGUGGCUCAGUAGAUUAAGUGUCUGACUUCAGCUCAGGUCAUGAUCUCAUGGUUCAUGAGUUUGAGCCCCACAUCAGACUCUGUGCUGACAGCUCAGAGCCUGGAGCCUGCUUCAGAUUCUGUGUCUCCCUCUCUCUUUGCCCCUCCCCUGUUCACAGUCUGUCUCUGUCUCUCAAAAAUAAAUAAACAUUGAGAAAAAAAAAAAGGAAUCUCAAGAUGAAACAACAGGGGAGGGCAAGGAUGAAAGGUUUAUCUUUGGUUAUACCUUGUUUUUUGUUUUGACUUUGGAUCCAUGUAGAUAUUUUACAUAUCAGCUUUUAUUUUAAAAAUUAAGUCAAAAAGGAAAAUAAACCUGUAUCAAAACCAGUGGAUUUGAUUCUACAUCAUGUUCUGGUAUAACAACAUAAAGAAUAAUAAUUUCAAACGGUGUUAAAAUAUUUUGACUUACCAUUAGGAGAAUAUCUCAAAGAUAUUCUGUAUCUCAAGCACAAAGAGAAAUAUAAAGAAAUCUAAACUGCCUUUAUUAGUCUUUUGUUAGUGGUAAUAUUGGUAUUAUUUUUCUACCUAAGGGGUUUAUUUAUUUUUUUAAGUAGGCUCUAUGCCCUAUGUGGGGCUUGAACUCAUGAUCCUGAGAUUGAGAGUUGCAUGCUCUACCAACUUAGUCAGCCAGGCACCCCUACUAAGGGGUUUAAAAACAUUAGUGACCUAGAAGCUAUGAGUUGCCCAUGUAUCCAGACUGUAGUUUUCAAAUUCCAUUUUCUAUAAAAAGAAAAAGUUCUCCUUAGAGAAAUGGCAUAAGACAGGUCAACAGUAGAAAAUGUAUAUAUAAUUAUCAUAAAAUGUCUUAUUGUACCUAAAAGCAAUAAAGCUAUCAAAGACUACAGGAUCAUUAACCUAAAGGAACUGACCAAAGAUAGGAUCAGUUAAGCAUCAGAAACUAUUGCAAUGGGUUGAAACUGUGUAGGUAAAACUGCCUAAAUUCAAAAUGAAAAAAAAAAAGGGCGGGGGGGGGGCUUUAUGGAGUUUGCCAGAGUACUAGCAUAUUCUGAAAUUUUGGUAAGGAACAGAACAGAAUUUUGGUAAGGAACCAAAUUUCUUUUGGUAAGGAACAGAACCAAGUAUUUAUCAUGAUUUUUCUGUACAAGCUGUAAUCAAAUAGUUGGCAAGAGGAGGUUCAGAAAUGACAGACUUAGAAAGUUACAUUUGGCAUCAUUUAAUAAAAUAAUGGAAUUGGCAACAAUUCAUAAUAAAUGGGUUAUUGGGAAUUUCAGAAGAUAACAAUAAGGUUGACAACACUUUAGUUGGCCAAUCUUAACACUAAAUUGGAACACCAUGGUAUUAAUAUGCCUCGUGUGAUGCCAUAGGAAGUAGGAAGUACUACCUAAGUUAUAUUUCCCAACACUGAAUCUUAAUCUAAUUUAACCUCCAGAUCUAAUUACCAAUUUAUAGGAAAUAAAAUGAAUUUAAAAACUUGUGAGUGGUAUAUGAAGGUCACAAAUUGGCCAAAUCAGAAUGUGGAAAAUUCUAUGGGACAAAUUGCCAAGUUUCUUCAGUAAAUGAGUGGCAUGGUAAGGAGGGAGAAAAAUGAACUGCCUUAGUUCAAAAGAGACUUAAAGGUAACUUAUCAACCAGAUUCAAAGUGUGGAACAUUCUUGAGUCCAGACUUGGAACAAAUAACUGAACAGAUAUUUUGAGGAAAUCAUGAAAAAUUGAACAUGGAUUGGGUAUUAGAUACUAAUUAAUUUUGUUAAUUUGGUUGGAUGUGGUAAAGAGACUGCAUAUGUCCUGGUGCACAUGCCUGGGGUGGGAGGGGGAGGGGAGCCAACCCCGGGCUUGGUAGCAUUCUCAGGGGUGUGCUUUGAGAAAGCCCCCUCCCUUGAGCACUGUGGGAAGAAGGUUUAUUGCCCCUGCAAAGACAAAAGACCCUGAAGGCGCCAGCCAGAGGCCCUUUGUCAACUGAGCAGAGUGCUAUUUCAGAACUGGGUGUCCACAUGGAGCAGGAUCCUUUAAGACAUUGGGUUUUGGAUCCCAGUCGAGCACUGGGGAGUCAGGGGAGACUGUAGAGCAGGGCAAAUCGGCCACUGAAGUCUGUGCUGCUCUGUCAGGGCAGCAUAAACAGUGUGGUUUGGGACACCUGGUAGGAGGAGAGAUUGGGGUGUCGCCAUUUUCCUCCACAUCACUAACACAGUGGGGCUUCAGGGAGCAGCACAGCCACCUCCAGUGGAGGUGGGACCCACUUACACCAAACGUUGCCCUUCCGAGGCCGGGAACUGCUUAUUUACCAGGGUGAGAUUGACACUCACUGAACUAGUUGGUCCCUCCUCCAGACCAGCACAACCACUGUUUCCAAGGCACCAACAGACAACUGUCCUGCAGUUUUGUAUGUUAGUCUGUUUUUUUUUCUUUUUAAAUUAUUAUUAUUACUACUUCUUCUCUUUUCCCUGCAUUACCUUUCUACUCUCCUUCCCCCCGACCCCCACCUUGGAAUCAGCCUUAUAGUUUCUGAUUUGAUUUUUGGUCAAUACUUAUAUAUUUUUCCUUUUUUUUUUUUUUUUUUUUUAAUUUCUGUUCUGGUUGUUUAAUCCGGCAUUUUUACUCUAUCCUUUUUUUUACCUUUUCUGUAUCUCCUUUAUUUUCCUCUCUGUCUUUCUGGAUUAAGCCCAAUAGUUUCUUUGAUUCUCUCUGCCUGGUCUUUUUUCCCUCCCCUAUCAUUUUGCUCUUUGUUUAGGGUAAGGUUUCUUCCCCCCCCCCCCAACUCCUCCUAUUUUCCAGGGUUACCUCAGUGAACAAAUCAAAGCACACCUGGUGGACAGUCCAAUCCACCACUAUGAGUAGUUAGAUAAAGCAGCCAAGACACAAUAAUAGAGUGCAUGUAACACACUCCAAAAACACCUCCUAAAGUGCCAGGCCCUGAACAGUGUAUGACCCCCCCCCCUUUUUUUUUUAAAGAUUUAAAAAAAA